CAGGUGGCUAAGGACAAUGAGGUGAUGGUAGCUAUCUCCAACGCCAACUACGCGCAGCCGGGCGGCAUGCUGGACCUGUGGAUGGCUGGGGUUAGGCGAGCCAACGUGACAAAUGCGCUCAUUGUCGCACUGGACGACGCCACGCAGCAGCAUGCGGAGAGCCUAGGCUUCACCGCGUACCAGAUGAGCCUGCAGAAGGGGGUGGGCUCCAACCACGCAGUGUCAGGGCUGAAGUUCCGAGUGCUGCGGCCGAUGCUGGACUUGGGGUACGCGGUGUUAUUGAGUGAUGUGGACAUCAUCACGCUGCAGAACCCCUUCCAGUUCCUGCACCGCGACAGCGAUGUUGAGGGCAUGAGCGACGGCUGGGACAACGCCACCGCCUAUGGCUACAACGACGUCCGGGACGACGCGGCGAUGGGGUGGGCGCGCUAUGCGCACUCCAUGCGCGUGUUUGUCAUGAACUCGGGCCUCUUCUACAUGCGCCCCACGCGCGCGUCUGUCGACCUACUGGACCGCAUUGUGCACCGCCUCAACACCGAGGACGGCUGGGACCAGGCCAUCUUCAACGAGGUCAUAUUCUUCCCCUCCCGCCCGGGCUAUACAGACCCAGGGGUCACGCGGCGCAUCAUGGACUUCAUGCUGUUCAUGAACUCUAAAGUGCUCUUCCGCCAGGUCCGACAUGACUCUCGGUAUGAGAGCCUGAGGCCUGUGAUGAUCCACGUGAAUUACCACCCAGACAAAAACGCGCGCAUGCUUGCUGUUGUGGACUACUACGUCAACAACAAGAAGUCCGCCCUGCAGCCAUUUCCAGAUGGUUCCGAGUGA
Molecule: messenger RNA, 825 nt
Organism: Coccomyxa subellipsoidea C-169
Lineage: Eukaryota; Viridiplantae; Chlorophyta; Trebouxiophyceae; Coccomyxaceae
Exons: 5
Biological process (GO): root hair cell development
Molecular function (GO): glycosyltransferase activity
Source: RefSeq, a predicted model, not a curated record